GCCACCUUUGAACACUGUUUCCGUGGCUAUUUUUAGGCAGUUUCGUACAAUGUUUUUUGUCUCGGGGUUUUUGUUAAUAAAUUAGCCAGAAAAAACAAAGUAAAUAAGGUUCUCUGCUGAUUGGUGGCCAUGGAUUUGGUGGACAUUGACCAGGUUUUGGACAAUCUGGAACUGCGCAUUGCCGCCGAUGAGCAGCUGACCAGGAAUGCAGCAGCAGCAGCCGCGAUAUCCGCAAAUCCUGGCCGAUUUCUGGGCGAUGGAGCAAGUGCAUCCAACAGUGGAGGUGGAGUGGCAGUGGGAGCGGGAGCAGCGGGCUCCGGAGCUGCACCAGCACCUCUGGGAGCGGCGGCCUCCGGAAAAACCUUUGUGGGCGUCUCCCAGGUUUUCAACAGCCUGGACGACUAUAGGGAGAAUGUGAAAUCCUUGGAGGUGGACGCCCAGAUGCCCAGCUACGACUGGCAAGCGGAGGCGGACCACGAGGAUGACAUCCACAAAUUCAGCGAGCAGGCGGCCAAAAACAAAGGCCAGGCUAUAGUGUCCUCCUCCGAAUCCCUGACCACUUCGUCCUGUUCCACCUUCUCGUCGGGUCCAUCGCCCGUCAGCAAUGGCAGUCACUCCGACGAGGUAACCACGCCCCCGGAAAGCGACAAGCCAAGUGAAGUUCAGGUGGUGCCCAAGGAGCUGGAUCAACAGCCGGAACAGCUUAGAGAUGAGGAUGAGAUUCAAGGUCAGGCGAUCGCAGCAGAGCCCAAGCAGUCCAAGGAAAAUGUGGAGGAGUUGGCCGUGGGAUUGUCCUCCAUUUCCAUCACAGCAUCCGUCACAGAAUCGCAAUCCUUGUUGCCGGAGGAGGUGACUGCUUCCUCCGUUCUCGGACAGGUCCUUCAGGAGCUCUCGGAGGAGUCGUCGCCCAGCAGAGAACCCGAAACGGAGAUGACCAAUGGCAUAGAGGUUCCAGUAGCCAUUGUGAAAGCAGCUAUUCCGGACUUACCGGUCCCAAAAGAAAAGGAGCAACCGCCACAAACUGAAGAAGAGGAUAUAGAGCAGCUGCAGGAGCAGCAUCCCAGGCGGAGUCAACCCCUCACCUUUUGCUCCACAAUGGACGAGAUCUCGGAUACCGAGUUGGACAGCAUGCUGCAAGAGAUGGACGCGGAUGACAACCAGGAGGGUGAUCAGGAAAUGCCUGAGGACGAGAAAUCCCCCUCCGCCUCACCAGUGACCGAGGAGGAGUCCGUGCGGAUUUUAUCCGACGAUCAGGAGACAACCUCCAACGACCAGAUGAACGUGGACAACUUCUCUCAGGCCUCCACAGUGGAGUUUGCCGAUCUGAAGCCACAGGAAUCCACACCAGUCACCGCAAUGGGCGAAGAUAUUGCCUCCAGUUUCAGCAGCACGGAAUCGGAUUCGCUUUCGGGCAGAAAGCUGGACGGCGAGGAGGAACCAGAGGCUGACAGAGAGCAAGAGGAUGCCAGCCUGGCCACUGAUGCGCUGGAAACGCAGGAACAGCGUCCACAACGACCGCAAACCUUGGAUUUGAAUGGUUGCCAGACGGGUAAUUCAACGCCGGGCGAGGACGAAACGCCUGAGAUUCAACAGGGUCAGUCCCAGCCCGCCGACGUCAUGGAAGGAGCAGCGGGAGCUGGUGUAGUACUCGGCGAAGAUGACGAGGAAAGCCCCAUCUACGAGGCCGUGGGCUACAGCGAUCCGCACGCCAACCUGGGCAAGGUGCCCCCCAUUUGGGUGCCCGAUAACAUGGCCGGGCAGUGUAUGCAAUGCCAGCAGAAGUUCACCAUGAUAAAGAGGCGGCACCAUUGUCGUGCCUGCGGAAAGGUCUUGUGCUCUGUUUGCUGCUCCCAGCGUUUCCGACUGGAGUUUGCCAACGAGCCGGAGUCCAGGGUGUGCGUGCAAUGUUAUAUGAUUCUAUCAGAGCGGCAGGCCAACGGAUCCAGUUCUGAGUCAGCUCCUGGUUCAGCCUUGCCGCCGACUCCCAUGCGCUCGCCCAAUCCCAACAACCCGAUGGAAUACUGCUCCACAAUACCGCCUCACCGUCAGGUGGCCACAACGCCGGGAGCUCCGCCGCCCAGUGUUAUUGUGCCCGUGGGUGUGCUGAAGAAAACCGAUGGCAGCUCCUCAAACUCCUCCAGUUCGGAUGGCCAGAGGGGCGUCAGGAAGCGGAAAAGUGUUAUGUUUAGUGAUGGCAUUGCGCCAGGCAGCGAACUGGCCAGCACCAUGGAGCAGCAGUGGGGCGAGGCCAAGCAGGCGAGGCGAGGACUCUCCAGGAGUGGUUCGGGAGCUGGUCAGAAACCGCCCACGCCAGCGACGGAGGAGCCACCACGCAGCAUUGACACUAGCUCUACUUUGGGCCUGGUGGCACAGCUUUUCCGCGGCUCCAUUCCCCCAAGUGCGGCGGCUGCCACGUUGUCAGCCACCGAAUCACCAAGCGCUGGACGCUCCUCAUCCCAAGCUCAGACCUCGCCGCGGCGCAAAGCGGAGCCUGCGCGCCAUCGCAAACUACCGCCGAACGGAGACGCCCAAGGCUGCUAUUUGCCCCCCGAGGAGAACGGUCUGCCCCCCAUUUGUAUAACUAGCAAAGAGGGCGGCGAGGUCGACUACAAAGUGGUGCGCAACGACGGAUCGCUCCUCGAGCGAUUGCAAAAUGAAACGCUCAAGUUUAUCAUAAAGAACAACUUCUUUGUGCUGGUCAAGAUUGUUAACAUGAGUUGCUGUAUGAAUCGUUGGGUGCUGAAUUUCACCACCUCCGGACUACAUCACAUGGGCAGCGAUGAGUUGAUUAUUCUGCUGGAGAUUAAGCAGCCUAAGCAGGGAGAACCUGUAAACGGGGAAGUGGCUAUUCCAAAGGACAUAUUCCAGCAUCUGUAUGAGAUCUACUUGGAGGCGGAACAUGCCCAGUCCAGCACCCAUGAACUAGCCUUUACCAGUCCGCGCACCGCCAAUUUCCUGGGCUCGCGGGAGCACGGAGGAUUCAUUUUCAUCCGGCCAACAUACCAGUGUCUGCAGGGCGUAAUUGUGCCCGAUAAUCCCUACCUGGUUGGCGUGCUCAUACAUCGCCACGAGGUUCCGUGGGCUAAGGUAUUACCACUACGAUUAAUCCUCCGCUUGGGCGCCCAAUAUCGCUACUACCCCUGUCCACUGAUCUCGGUGCGUGGCAGGGAAUCUGUUUAUGGGGAGAUAGCUCAAACUAUCAUCAAUUUCCUGGUGGAUUUCCGCAACUACUCGUACUCUCUACCAGCUAUCCGAGGAUUGUACAUCCACAUGGAGGAUAGGCAGACGACGGUGAUUAUUCCAAAGUAUCGCCAGCAGGAUGUGAUAAAGGCAAUCAACAAUGCCAGUGAUCAUAUAUUGGCAUUCGCUGGCAACUUCUCAAAAGUGGCUGACGGACACUUGGUGUGCAUGCAGAAUAUAAACGACGAUCGGUCCGAGAUGUACUCCUACUCCACGCAGGCCAUUAACAUUCAGGGUCAGCCGAGAAAAAUCACGGGCGCGAGUUUCUUUGUCCUAAACGAGGCUCUAAAGAGCAGCAGUGGAUUGUCGGGAAAGUGCAGCAUCGUGGAGGAUGGGCUGAUGGUUCAGAUCAUGCCCGCAAAAAUGGAGGAAGUGCGUCAGGCGUUGCGCAACCAAAACGACAUCGACAUCGUCUGCGGACCCAUCGAUGCCACUGACGAUCAGAGUGAGAUUGUAAGCAUCAAGUGGGUGGACAAUAAUCGUGACAUCAAUGUGGGGGUGAAGUCCCCCAUUGAUGACCAACCCAUGGAUGGCAUCUCCAACAUGCGUGUCCACGCCAGCUUCAACUAUUCCAACGCCAAUUACGCCAUCCGUUUGAGUGAUAUCUACAUUGUCAAGUGCGAGGAGUGGUACAACACAAAUGGUGGGAACUAUGCGGACGUAACACGGAUUGCCGAGCAAUUGGCUCGCAGUGCCUCGAUGGCCCUGCUGCCUUUCCUUGAUCUUUUGGCAACGGCUGGCAUUAACAAACUUGGCCUAAGAGCCACCCUUGACCAGGAGAACGUUGGCUACGAAGCCGGAGCGCGGGGUUCCAAGCUGCCGCCGCUGUACAUGAACGCCCUGGAUAACCAUCUGAUAGCUACGCUCCAUGGCGAAUCCUCCGGCAUUCAGGAUCCCAUCGUUCUCGAGCUGGUCUUCUACAUAUUAAACGCAUGACUUUAGUCCCUCAUAGUGCAAUUCUCCUGCUGGAUCUGAAGCCCAAACGGAUACUUUCUUAACUCUAAGCUCGACGCGAUCAAAGCUUACAAUAACUACACGUGCCCAUGGGGCUAAUGAGCAGGAUAUAUAGUCGUAUUGUUGGAUGGCUCAGUUAACUGUGUACAUAUUUAAGUAGAUUAUCGAUUGGUUUUGUCUCUGCUUUUCUACGAUUCUCCUCCCUCCCUCCCUUUCAUUUAAUCUGUUAUAUUAUUCCUGAAUUUUAUUUGUUUUGAGUUUUCAUUGAAAGUAAAAAGUAUCUAAGAAACCUAAA
Molecule: messenger RNA, 4489 nt
Organism: Drosophila biarmipes
Lineage: Eukaryota; Metazoa; Arthropoda; Insecta; Diptera; Drosophilidae
Gene: Sara
Product: zinc finger FYVE domain-containing protein 9
Exons: 8
Coding region: 130-4176 (1348 amino acids)
Biological process (GO): endosomal transport
Cellular component (GO): early endosome membrane
Molecular function (GO): metal ion binding
Source: RefSeq, a predicted model, not a curated record